AUGUUUAAGUUUUUUUGUUAUUCGUCCUUUUUUCACUCUUUAUUUCUUUUUUUAUCUAUACGAGACGUAGUUGCUUCUAGUAUGAAGAUGAGCUUUGAGAAAUUAUUGGCAGAUGCCCGUUUGUUGGUAUCCAGAUUAAAGGACCAUGAUUCCUUGGCAGAUUCAUUGAUUGCCAGUACCAAUUCUCUACACAAUCGGAUUGAUGCUAUGAAACAAUACCAAGAUGAUAUCACAGAGCUAAAUGAGAUUGCACGUCAUCGACCUCGAUCUACAUUAGUUCUUGAGAUAGCCCAGGAAAAUCGACAAAUCCGGGAACUUCAGCAAGAGAAUCGAGAACUGCGUUUAUGUCUUGAGGAACAUCAAAGUGCACUGGAGCUUAUCAUGCAAAAAUAUCGAGAACAAGUAAUGCAGUUGAUUCAAGGGAACAAAUUUGAAAAAACUAUUACGAGAAGUGCUGAACAAGGAACGGAUUAUAUCCAGAUGAUUGACAAAAUUUGCGAGAUGGCUGCUGUCAUGCAAAAGGCAGUUUCAGUUGAUGAUGCUGCUGUAUCCAAAGUGCAAGAAAGAUUGACACAAUUGGAAAUUGAAAAUCGGGGAUUAAGAGAAAUGCUGGAGAUUUGCUCAACAACUAGACAUCGGAUUUUAGAAGACGACGACAUGAAAAGCUCAAAAAGCUCAGUUCAAAGUGAAAUUGAUACAACUAAAUAG
Acanthosepion pharaonis is the source of this 708-nucleotide messenger RNA. NCBI's taxonomy places the organism in Eukaryota, Metazoa, Mollusca, Cephalopoda, Sepiida, Sepiidae. The record is from the annotation of a GenBank genome assembly.